AUGGUGGUAUGGCUUUCGCAUGAACAUUCGAUCACGUGCGCGGAUGAGAGUGUGUCAAGUGCGCGGUUGUCCACGGACGAGGGUGUGAACGUGUCAUUUGUAAGAUGUAUUAUUAGCAUAAUAAUUCUUAGCGUCAACUUGCUAGAAAUCGGACGUUUCGAAGUUUUUCUUGUGUGUUUAGAGAUGAGCAGUAAGAGCAAGAAAGAAGCAAAAGGAGAGGCGGAGCAGCAGCCGCAACCACCACAUAUGACGGCAAUGAAACCAGUUACUGAAGGGGCUUACGGUGGUGGAAUGUAUGGAACUGAGAAGAACAAUAAAGAAGAAAAUACUUCUAAUAGGGCACCAGCAAGUGACACACAAAGUGCUGAUGGUCCAGUUGGUCACACCAUUGAACCUAAACACAAACCUCCUCCUUCCUCUGGAGAUCGUGAUAUUGAUAUCACUGGUCAAUCUUAUAUUCAGUAACUC
Molecule: messenger RNA, 468 nt
Organism: Papaver somniferum (opium poppy)
Lineage: Eukaryota; Viridiplantae; Streptophyta; Magnoliopsida; Ranunculales; Papaveraceae
Exons: 1
Coding region: 1-465 (154 amino acids)
Source: RefSeq, a predicted model, not a curated record